AUACAUUUUCCGCCCUCCUCUUCUCCGUCUGUUUCCCUCUCUAAAAUCUCUCCAUAGAAUAAAAUGGAGUGUACAUCGCUUACUCUUACAGGAAAGUAAAUGGAGAUCGAAGGACUAGACGGUUCCACAAUUCUGGUUAGAAAUGGUAUCAAGGAAGUGUUUGGAAGGGGUUUAGGGUUUCCUUCAGACGAUAGAACUGUUUCUCGUCGCCACGUUUCAUUUGAACUUGACAGCACUGCUGAGAAGGAUGUCAGCGAAGAUUUUGAACCUAGGGUUUCGUUUGAAGUUCUCGGGAAAAAUCCUAUUUGGGUGUUAAGCCGUGGUAGCGGGGAAGUCAGGACUUUUAUGAGGUUCGACAAAGGGAAAAUGAGCGUCGGUGAUAGGUUCUGUGUCUCUGCAAAGGAGCCCAUCGUAUUUACUCUGAAGAGAAGUGGGUUCGAAGGACAUAAAGAAAAGGAGAAGAAGGUUUCGGAGGCAGUGGAGCGGGGAAAAAAGGAGAAAGAAUUGGCAGAUAGUAUAAGUUGCAAUGGAGAGAUUAGAGGGGACGAGGAUUUUGGGCUCGAGCUUUUUGAUGUUACAGAUAUUGAUCCAGUUAAAGAGUUUGGGUUUGUGGUGAUGGGACAUGAGUUUGACAAUUACCCAAGGCAAAAGAUCCGUGAUAUUGAGUACUGGGACUGGUUCCUUGAAGAACUAGAGGAAGAGAGUGAAGAUGAGGAGCUUCUUGAGAAAGAUAGUUCAAAGAGGAAGAAGGGUAUAGGGAGAAAGAAGAAGAAAAAAGAUGAGGAAAAUGAGGAUGAAGACUGGAUGGGUGAGAGCAAGGAUGACAAAAUGCUAAUUGCAAAAUUUAGAAAAGCCAAAAGACCUAAAUAUUCUACAACUAGGUCGAGGAACCAUGAGAAAAGCUCAAAGGAUGUAGUAAGUAGUAAAAUGUUGGUUCAGGAGAAAUUAACAAAACCUAGUGAACAUGAGGAUGAUACCCUAGGUGGUUUCAUUGUUAAUGAUGAUGAAUUAGAAGAAGAUUUUGAUGAAGAAGAAGAAGAGGAGGAGGAGGAGGAGGAGGAAGAUUAUGAUGAAGAUGAUAUCAUUGAGGAAGAGAGAUAAUAUUGAAAUGGAUACAUAAGAUGGAAUGUGUACUUAACAUGAUGUAUAUUUUGUAGGCUACAAAUUUGUAUAAGAGGAAGAUAUACUUUGUAGUCCAUAAAAUAAUGUUUUAUAGUUUUUCUUUCUUUAUCUUAAAGAAUAAUCAUGUAAUAUGUUCUACUUUUAAUUUUAGCUCAUCUCUUUUUGUAGGAUGAAUUUGUUCACAACUUUGUUGGGAUAAAUGAAGGUGCUUUUAGAUUAGCACCUGACAACAAUAUGUUAGUAUAAAUUAUUUGAGUUAUAUUGCACUCCUA
Molecule: messenger RNA, 1394 nt
Organism: Nelumbo nucifera (sacred lotus)
Lineage: Eukaryota; Viridiplantae; Streptophyta; Magnoliopsida; Proteales; Nelumbonaceae
Molecular function (GO): protein binding
Source: RefSeq, a predicted model, not a curated record